AGACCCGCAGAGAGAGACCCAGACCCGCAGAGAGAGACCCAGACCCGCAGAGAGAGACCCAGUCAGUCCGCGUCCCGGUUCACUCUGUUCUCUGUUUGUGACACUUUGUUUUAAGAGAUCUAAACUUAGCUAGCAGCUAACAGCUAGCCUGCUGCUAACAGCUAGCCUGCUGCUAACAGCUAACCGGGAAGUGACGGAGCUGCAGGUGUUUCUCCUCCAGAGGACCAGACAGACAGUAGAAGAAGAAGAUGACGAGCGGAGGACUGAACAGCAUCGACGCCGUGAAGAAGAAGAUCAAAGUCCUGCAGGAGCAGGCGGAGGAGGCCGAGGACCGGGCCGUCCGCCUGCAGAAGGAGGUGGAGAAGGAGAAGAGGAGCAGGGAGGAGGCGGAGGCGGAGGUUACCGCCCUGGGUCGUCGUCUGCAGCUCAGUGAAGAUAAUCUGGAGCGAGCUCAGGAGAAACUGACGGGGACGCUGCACAAACUGGACGAGGUGGAGAAGUCUGCUGACGAGAGCGAGAGGGGGAUGAAGGUGAUAGAGAACCGGGCUCUGAAGGACGAGGAGAAGAUGGAGCAGCUGGAGGUUCAGCUGAGAGAAGCCAAGCUGAUCGCUGAGGAGGCCGACAGGAAGUAUGAAGAGGUGGCUCGUAAACUGAUGAUGGUUGAAGGAGAACUGGAACGAGCUGAAGACAGAGCAGAGCAGGGAGAGAGUAAGGUCCGGAGGUUGGAGGAGCAGUUGAGGAGUUUCGACCAAUCACUGAAGAGCCUGCAGGCGUCUGAGGAUAAGUAUUCUCAGAAGGAAGAUCGCUACGAAGAGGAGAUCAAGAACCUGAGCAGCAAACUCAAAGAGGCGGAGAGCAGAGCGGAGGCGGCGGAGCGUUCAGUCGCCAAACUGGAGAAAACCAUCGACGGUCUGGAAGACGCUUUGACUUCAGCCAGAAAUGCAAACAUGGAGCUGCAGGCGACUCUGAACCAGACCAUGGAGGAGCUCAACUCCUGCUGAACCUCCUCCUCUUCCUCUCUCCUCCUCUUUCCUCCUCCUCCUCCUCCUCUUCCUGCUCCUCCUCUCUCGUAUUGAUUCCUGCUUUCACACAUUCCUUCUCUGAUUCUUAAGUCACGUUUGGAGUGUUGCUUUAAUGAACUCCUUAUUCUGGCUCUCCUCCUCCUCCUCUCCUGCUCCUCCUCCUCUCCUGCUCCUCCUCUCUGCUGCCUGACAGGUGGAUGCCAAAACAUUCCCCCCACUCUUACUCCCCCUCCUGGUGGAUGUGAAGGAGGUCCAACAUUCCUCUUCCUCCUCUCUCCUCCUCUUUCCUCCUCUCUCCUCCUCUUCCUCCUUAUCUCUCCUUCUCCUCCUCCUCCUCUUCCUCCUCCUCCUCUUUCCUCCUCCUCCUCCUCCUCUUCCUGCUCCUCCUCUCUCGUAUUGAUUCCUGCUUUCACACAUUCCUUCUCUGAUUCUUAAGUCACGUUUGGAGUGUUGCUUUCAUGAACUCCUUAUUCUGGCUCUCCUCCUCCUCCUGCUCCUCCUCCUCCUCCUACCCCGACAGUGCCAACCCCUCCUCCUCAGUAUUAUUUGCAGGAGGCCAGAUGUUAAAGGGAGUCUAACAGCUCGUUAAGAACUAAUUGUGUUCGUUAACGGUUUGUUGUUUGUUUUCUGCCACAUUGAAGAUAAAGUCGAGUAUUUUGACCUGAACUCUGUCUGUCAGGUUUCAGGAACAGUAACUUGAGUAUUUUGACCUGAACUCUGUCUGUCAGGUUUCAGGAACAGUAACUCGAGUAUUUUGACCUGAACCCUGUCUGUCAGGUUUCAGGAACAGUAACUCGAGUAUUUUGACCUGAACCCUGUCUGUCAGGUUUCAGGUGAACAACUUGAGGAACUUUGAUUCAGUUAAUUAAUUUAAUGAGACUCUUCCAGAAACCAAUCAGAGCCUUUCUGUGAAGAUGUCAGAGCUGAAACACGACAAACAGGCGCCGUGUUAAAUACUCGACUUUGUCUUUAAUUAAUUAAUGAUUGAUUAAUUAGAGCCGACAUUCUGUCAGCCAAUGAUUUAUUAGUUUAUUAGUGAGGGGGCGUGGUUUAAAGUAGCCAAUCACAGCGAGGCGUUAGUCCAGGGGCCAAUCAGAGACACAAUGACCAUGAAUAAAUAAAAUGUUUUUACCUGGAUGAUGUCAUAACCGUGCUGAUGUCACAGCUCAUUGUAAUAAAUCAUGACAGGAUUUUAUAAAAUAAAAGCACCGUCACUGGUUUAUAGAUCAAA
Molecule: messenger RNA, 2253 nt
Organism: Centropristis striata (black sea bass)
Lineage: Eukaryota; Metazoa; Chordata; Actinopteri; Perciformes; Serranidae
Product: tropomyosin alpha-4 chain-like
Exons: 9
Coding region: 249-1001 (250 amino acids)
Biological process (GO): actin filament organization; muscle contraction
Cellular component (GO): actin filament
Molecular function (GO): actin filament binding
Source: RefSeq, a predicted model, not a curated record